Didymella exigua CBS 183.55 is the source of this 1358-nucleotide messenger RNA. RefSeq names its product glycoside hydrolase family 16 protein. Bases 164 to 1291 code for a protein of 375 amino acids. Lineage: Eukaryota; Fungi; Ascomycota; Dothideomycetes; Pleosporales; Didymellaceae. The transcript is spliced from 3 exons. Gene Ontology annotation, molecular function: hydrolase activity, hydrolyzing O-glycosyl compounds. The record is from RefSeq and is a predicted model, not a curated record. Gene Ontology annotation, biological process: carbohydrate metabolic process.
CUGGUGUGCCAGCGCCCAGCGCGGCGCCGUGCCUGGCUGCUUUUGUACCACGGCCCUCCCACUCCUCUUUACAAACCUCUUUGCACUCGUUCGGUUUGCCCUCCGUCAUCCAGUUUCUCCUCACCCUAGUCGCUCACUGCAACAUACCCUAAUCGCAAUAAUAAUGUUUCACUCCGCAAUGGGCGCCAUGCCCUGGUUGCUGCUGGCCGUGUCGCGCUUGGCCAAUGCCGCCUGCGAAUGUGGAUACUCGGUUAACCAGACGACGGAUUCUGAGUAUGCCGUCUUCACAGAACUCAUGGAAAGCGACUUCCUGCACAUGGACACGAAAAACAUCACCGACUAUGGAUGGAGACCCCAGGUUUACAACGUCUCGGUGCCCGCCGAUAACAAGAGGAUAUCGUACGGGAAGGAGUUCAGCAUGGGCAACGUCGUUCCCAACCCGCUCAAGAACUCGAAAAAUUGGUCGGGUGACGCUCAACACGGUGGUGAUGCCGGUCUGGAGAUGUGGGUGCGCGGCGACCAUUCGAACGGAUACGUCAACGGGUCGGAAGUUGUCUCAAUCAGAGACGACAUGUUGCUUGGAUCCUUCCGUGUGGGCAUGAAGCUCUCGAACUCGUCGGGAACCUGCGGUGCUUUCUUCUUUUACUACAAUAACUCGCAGGAAAUCGACUUGGAAUUCCUCUCGUCCCAGUUCAACAGCUCUGGCGGCGCCGUCAAUCUCGUUCUGCAAUCCCCAGAAUCUGUUGCUCAUGGAAACGACGCUGCUGGCACAUCCACCUUCAAGGUCGCGGCUCUUCCCUUCCAGCCUGACAGCAUGUUCCACGAGUACCGCUUCGACUGGACCGCCGACCGAGUCACUUUCUACGUUGACGGUACUUUCCUCUGGGAGAUGACUGAGCAGAUCCCUCGCGAGGGCGGCGGCAUCUUCUUCAACCACUGGAGCAAUGGUGAUCCCACCUGGUCUGCUGGACCUCCCAGUGCCGACACCGUCAUGACCUUGUCCUACAUCAAGGGAUACUUUAACUCUACUGAUACCGACCGCUCGCAAAACGCCUACAAGAAGCGCUGCCCCCAGUUUGACCCGGCCAAGGUCUGCGCUAUUCCUGCGCAAACAUCCGCACCAGAUGUCUCGCUAGGCACCGACGCACCGAAAACGUAUUUCUUCUCGCAGCAAGAGGGUAUGACUACCGGCCAGAUUCUCUACAGCAACGGAGCAACACUGUUCGGCGCACCAGCGAUUUCGAUACUAGCCCCUCUGCUGGUCACUUUGUUCAGCUGGACGCUAGCGUAGUAGUGCCGCUGAAGCACCGUACAAUCAACCACUGAACAUUACCACUCUGUUCCCGUGUUUCUUUAUC